This is a messenger RNA of Tetranychus urticae (two-spotted spider mite), 4294 nucleotides long. Its product is annotated as aromatic-L-amino-acid decarboxylase. Gene Ontology annotation, cellular component: cytoplasm. Lineage: Eukaryota; Metazoa; Arthropoda; Arachnida; Trombidiformes; Tetranychidae. Gene Ontology annotation, molecular function: pyridoxal phosphate binding; carboxy-lyase activity. Gene Ontology annotation, biological process: amino acid metabolic process; carboxylic acid metabolic process. The record is from RefSeq and is a predicted model, not a curated record.
GUUUCAAAAAUAUAUCAUAGCCCGAAAGAUUUGAUGAAAACAUUUGUAAAUCUUAGCCAUUUGCUGUUGAAACUGCUAAUUGUAUGAUGAAUAAGUAAAUUUGGAAUCAACAUUUGAUUAAAAUUUGAUCAACAGAUGAUUUGUUAUGACAAAAAAAGACAUUAUUAAUAGUUUUGCAUUACUAGCAUCCUAACAACAUAAAUAUUCAGUCUUUUCAAUUGAAGCCUACAACAGCGUUUAUAUUGAUAGCCAUUGAUAUUGAAGAGAGAUGGCAAAAAAAGAUGAAGAUGAUGAUUAUGAUGAUGAAAAACAUGAUGAUGUUAAUGGUGAAGUCAGUGAUGAAGAUGGUGAAAACAGGGGUGAAAUGGAGGAGGAGAAAGAUGAAUAUGAUAGGAUGAGGUGAAGCAGGUUAAUAGUCAACAAAAGAGUGUAUGGCUGGCCUUUUGUGCGCGGAAUGUCAAAACCCAUUAUCCUUUCCUAUCAUCACCAACAUCAUCACCAUGAUGAUGAUCAUCAUCUUUUACCUUUUGAUAAACAAUAAUUCGAAGAAAAGGAGAAAAAAAAAUUCGCCUUCAACUAUUAAACCAAAAAAUUAACAGACAGGCUUUCAUUGAAAAGGGAAAACCUUACAAUUCCUUUUUUAUAAUACAAACCAACUUCACUUUUCAGUUUAUUUCAAACUUUUCACCUUUGUUUAUUAUUACCAUUAUGAUCACCAUUUAUUAAAGUUAUUAAUUUAUCCAUUGAUUAUAGUUGAACAAGUAAAUUAGAGUUUAAAAUAAUUGAUUGAAUUGAACACAAUUUAAAAGCUAAACGUUUACUCUGUGAUGAUUUGGAGUUAGAAAAAUUAUAAUAAGCCAUUUUUUAGUCAGCCAAAGUAAACGGCUGGUUAAGCUUGGCUUUCGAUUUUGCCUUUUGUUUCAUUUCUUAAACUUUACUUUUCACUUGUUUUUAUUUUUAAUUUUACUUUUUAAUUAUAAUUAUUGAUUAAUUAUUUGAUUGUUUAUUGUUAAGAGUUUUGUUACCUAUUCAAUCAAACUGUGGACCAACGACUGUAUGUGUUAUUCACGCCUUUUUGGCGAUUGUCAUCUAUUUUUCCGUAAAGCUAACUCAUCGGACCAAUCACCUGAUUUAGAUGAAACUGUACCUUUAAAGGAGUCUAGUGUUGGUGACAAUGGUAAUGUAAAGUUGAAGGAGUCAUCAUCAGUUAAUAAUUGUAAAGAGACUACCUUAUAUCAAAGUCAACAUUUAGUUUCAACCUCAUCUACAGUUAAUGAAUCCUGUAACAAUCAUAAAUUGGCUUUCAAAUCAACCGAGUAUGAAAAAUUAAUGGAAAGUCCAACUAAAUCUCGUCGUGAUUCUUCAAACAAUAUUCACCAGCCAACAACAUUUGCAAGCAUUAGUAGUCUUGUCCGUGAUAUUUUUCGUAAUGAUUUAAAAUAUCCAGCGGCAACAACCCAGUCAACUAAAUCAAAUACACCUUCACCAACGCUUGAUAUUAAAUUAUCAUCUAGUAGCAACCCUACUAAAGCCACCACCAACAACAGUAAUAAUAGUUUAACCAACCAUCACCCAACCUGUAACUGUUCAACUUUCAAUGGUAAUAAUAAUAAUGUUAACCGUUUGAAGAGUAACGGUGAUAGUUUAAAUAAUUUUAAUAGCAAACGAAUUAAUAGGAUUAAAAUUAAAGACGAGAAAAAAUUAGACACUGACGAUGAUGAUAACAAUGAUACAAAUUAUGAUCACAAUCAAGGAGUGAAAUCGUCACAUAAUCAUUAUGAUGAUCAUUCAAUACAAGCUAAUUUUACAAAAUGCUUUUAUCCAGAUAAAAAGUCAACAAGUGAAGCUCCAUUUUGUGGCAUGGAUUCAAAGGAGUGGAGGGUUAGAGGUAAAGAAAUGGUAGAUUAUAUCGCUAACUAUCUGGAAACUAUUGAUCAACGUCGAGUUACACCUAAUGUUGAACCUGGUUAUUUAAAGCCCCAAUUACCCGAAGAGGCUCCAUUAAAAGCUGAACAAUGGGAUACAAUUAUGGAAGAUUUCAACAAAUUAAUUAUGCCUGGAAUAACUCAUUGGCAGCAUCCAAGAUUUCAUGCUUAUUUUCCAGCAGGAAAUGCUUAUCCAUCAAUUCUCGCAGAUAUGUUAUCUGAUGCCAUUUCUUGUAUUGGAUUUUCAUGGGCAGCUUCACCAUCAUGUACUGAAUUGGAAACUAUCAUGCUGGACUGGAUGGGUCGUGCUAUUGGUUUGCCGGACAAAUUCAUGUGUUUUGCUGAAAACAGUAAAGGUGGUGGAGUCAUUGAGGGCUCUGCAUCUGAAUGCAUUCUGGUAACACUUUUAGCAGCACGUUAUGAAGCUGUUAAACAAGCUAAAAAGCAAGAACCCAAUGCAAAAGAUACUGAUAUUUUGGGUAAAUUGAUUGCUUAUUGUUCAAAAGAGGCUCAUUCAUCUGUUGAAAAAGCAGCCAUGAUUGGUUUUGUUAAACUGAGAAUUCUGGAUACUGAUGAAAAAUUUCGUAUGAGACCAGAUUUACUUGAAAAGUCCAUUCAGGAGGACAAAGCUCAAGGAUUCAUUCCCUUUUGGGCUGCCAUUACAUUGGGAUCUACCUCAUGUUGUUCAGUUGAUCCUGUAGACUCUGUUGGAAUGAUUUGUCAAAAAGAAGGAGUUUGGCUGCAUGUUGAUGCUGCAUAUGGUGGAAGCUCAUUAAUUUGUCCAGAAUUUCAAUAUCUUCUCAAAGGAAUUGAGCUUGCCUCAUCUUUCAACAUGAAUCCAAACAAAUGGAUGUUGAUUAAUUUUGAUUGUUCACUUUUAUGGGUUACAGAUCGAUUCAAAUUGACCCAAGCUUUGGUUGUCGAUCCUUUAUACCUUCAACAUAGUUAUUCAGAUAAAGCUAUUGAUUACAGGCAUUGGGGAAUACCUUUGAGUCGACGAUUUCGUUCAUUGAAACUUUGGUUUGUCAUUCGAAAUUAUGGAAUUGAAGGAUUACAGAAAUACAUACGUAAUCAUUGUCGAUUGGCCAAAAAAUUUGAAAACUUGAUGAGACAAGAUGAACGAUUCGAGAUUAUGAAUGAAGUAAUUUUUGGCUUAGUUUGCUUCCGUUUAAAGGGGUCUGAUACGUUGAACAAGAAAUUGUUGUCAUCAAUUAAUGCUUCUGGUGAAAUGCAUAUGGUUCCAGCAAAUCUGGGAAACAAGUAUGUUAUACGAUUUUGUGUUUGCUCUCAACAUGCUACUGAGGACGAUAUUUCAGCUGCUUAUGAGAUUAUCUCACAAUUUUCGGCUAACCUGUUGGCUAUUAUUGGGUCCGAGGAAUCAAUGGCUGCACUUCAACAGCAACAAGCAGUUAUUCAAGGAGACUUGACUGGUUCUCAACAACAACAAUUUACUAAACAAGAAUCCCAAAAGUCAUCUAUAGAGGAAAAGGAAGGUUCAAUUGAAAUCAAAGGAGGACUUUCAAUUGAUAAAAUUGAAACGACACCUGAAGAGGAAACCAAGAAAGAAACUGAAGACGAAAUGCCAGAUGAAGUAAUAGUUUUUGACAGGAAAAUAAAUACUAGCCUGAAAUACAGGCGAAGUUUCUUCGUCAGAAUGGUUUCUGAUCCAAAGCUUUACAAUCCAAAGAUAGUUAAAGCAUUGUCGUGUUCAUCUGAUCAAACAGAUGAUAAAGACACUGGAAUUUUGUCACCCAUUUAACAACCAAAUUGAUCUCAUUAGUUUCAAUUGUCUCAUGAUUUUGUUGUUGUUGACCAUUUCUUUUCUGGGAUGUAUAUUUGAUAACUAAAAACGCAUUUGAGAGCUUCUUAAUGGCAAAAUGAUAUAUUUUCACUUAGUCGAUAGAUUAUGGUUACCGGUGUGAUUUUUAAAGGAUUAUUUAACCAAUUGUGAUCCAUGUCAACAUGUGUUUAAGAUCAUUUCAUUUUGAAAAUGAUUGCCAUUGCCAUUCGACUGUGAAAAGUCUGAACAACCAAAGACCAAAUUAUUAAUUUUACUUGAUUAUUUCCUCCUUAGAUUUAAAUUUGAUCAAAUCUGCUGCGUAAUCGAUAUCAAAUAAUUGAGAUGAUCUACAAAUUCAAUGUCUCAUCUUAAUUGCAAUAGUUUUUUUGCAUCAAUUGUCAACCCAAAAACUAUGGAAGGGAAUCAACAUAAACUGUUGAUAUGAUUGAUUUUGAUUUUAAUAUGAACAUUUGAACCUCAUCUUUUGAUUGCCUUUUAUUUAUUAUUAUUGCUUUUAAAUUGUUAUCAUUAAUAUGAAUUCAAUUGUACUUGUUUUCAUUAUUAGUUAAUAAAUGUAUUAAAUAAUGAU